UAUAGUAUCUAUCGUUGAAAAAUUGAAGAGAAAGUGAUUUGGAUGAUUGAUGUGUUACAAAUAGAUAAUAUAAGUGAUCAAACUUGCAAUUUACCCUAAAACUCUUUAAAGUUUAAAGCCUUCCCCAUUAGAGCGAUCAGCCGAAACGUGCAGACCUUAUUUUUUGGCCACUCGUCUCCAUCAAGACUCAAAAAAGUGUUCGCGUUUCCCCUUUUCCAAGCCGAUUCUCUUGGCACCACAAUGUCCGAUCACCUUCCCCAAGAUCUCGUCACCAAAAUUCUCGUCCGCCUGCCGGUGACCGCACUUCUGCGCUGCCGCUGUGUCUCCAAAGCCUGGCGGGGACUGAUCGACAGCCCAAGGUUCAGCAAGCUCCAAAUCGAACACUCCGCCACCACCGGCAAAAACGCCAUCCUCUUCAUCAGCGAACUCCACGGCGACUACGUCGUCGAUGAGUACGUCAACGGCCUCCAUCGCGGAACGAGUAGCACCCCUCGUGCGCAGACUAGCGGCACCGAUCCACGCUCGGGCUUUGCCCUAAUAGGCUCCUGCAACGGGUUGCUCUGCUUCGCCUGCGACUCGGAAAAGGUACUCAUAUCGAACCCCGCCACUAAACAUGGUUGCUUUAUGCCGUUUACGCUCUCCGGGAAACAACCGGGUACGGGAGUUUACAAAUUCACCGCCAGCGGGAAUAACUUGAUUUACAACUCCGGGUUCGGAUUCGGGUACGAUUCCAUCUCUGACGACUACAAGGUAGUCGAGAUUCUCCAGGUGUUCAAGCCUGAAGAAAAUUCUCUGCAAUCUGUGUUGGUUAGUUAUGGGGUUUGGUCGAAUUCCUGUGUAGAGGUGAAUUUCCCUUAUAUCCUACUUGGGUUGAGGAAAACAGGUGCGUUUGUGGGUGGGGCAGUUCAUUGGAUAGCUGGUAGGCACGAAGAUCCGGACAGUGAUGAUACGCUCAGUGAGCUCGUGAUUAUCGGCUUUGAUGUAGAGCUCAAUGAAUCAAGGGAAGUGCCACAGCCAGAUUACACAGUUUGGGAGCCGUUCAACAUGGUAAUUGGCGAGCUGGGGAAGUGUUUGUGUCUCUUUGCCAAUUACAAGGAUAAGUUUGUGGAUGUCUGGGUGAUGAAAGAGUAUGGUGUUAAGGAGUCAUGGAGCUUAUUGUUCAAAGUUCCACAUCCCGGAUUGUGCUACAAUGAUGAGAUCAAACCGCUUGGAUUCUCAGUGACUGGUCAGGAGGUUCUUCUGCAGAUGGAUGGCAAGAAGCUUGUUUGGUAUGACCUGAAGGAUCCUAAGAAAGUUGCUGCUGCUGAGAAGAUCACCGUACGUGGGUUGAAUGGGAAGUCCGUGAAUGCAGUUGUAUGCUAUGGAAGCCUCGUUUCACCCUAUGGGAAGGUUCCACCAGUGGUAGAGGAAGUGAAAGUUGACAAGCAACAAGAGAAACCAGGAUCCCGAAGGAAGAAGAAGAAGAAGAACCAAAGGAAAGAGAGGGAUGAUUUCUUGUCUGCUGGGUUUAAGCUGAAUCUGUAGUCAGUCAAACAAGGUUAAGUACUGGGUUAGUGGUUCAUAUAUAUUACUAUAUUAGGGUAGAAGCAGAAGAAGAAGUUAGUGGAGCAGUGAUGGUGUUGGUUGGUGGGGUGAAGUGGAGAGCGUUCUGUUUGAUUUCACUCUCCAUUUAGAGGGGUUUUGAGCCAUUUUGGUGCAUAUAUUCCUGUGUAGGAACUAGGAAGGUGGGGAAGGGCUGCCUAUUUUGGGAUCGGUGGAAGCUCCAACUAGUAUUAGACAAAUUGCACUUAGUACUGCAAGACGUUAUUAAUUAAUAAUUACUGAAUGUCGUAACUCGUAUAUUUUAACUUCCAGUGUGAAUGAUGUGUUUCAGUCUUUCAUUGUGGAAUACAUGUUUCGACCAAGUUGUGUGGAUGAAAAUGAUGUUAGGUUCGACCCAUUUGGAGUGGGAUGGGUUUAGUCAUGUUCAUUUAUGAAUCGGGCUGGCUGUUCCCUUUGACCCAAAUCCCACCAAUGAUUAGAGGAUAUUAUUGACUUGUGAUUUUAGUUGUGUUUUGUGGCCGGGUAUUGUCCUCCCCUCUAUAGUAGUUAGGGCUGCAAAUGAGUCAAGUUGCUCGCGAGCAACUCACAGUCGAAUCGGAAAAAAUUCGUUCGAUACUCGACUCAUCAUUUUACAAACCGGCUCACGAGCUUACUUGUUAAUAAACGAGCCAAGCUUGAGCUAGAUCAUGCUCAGCUUGAUAAGCCCGUGAGUUAGCUUGACUUGGUGGUUUGCUGAGCUAAGCUCGCGAGUUGCCUUGUUUAGAGCUUUAAGAAUGAUUAAUUACUCUUCUGAAAAUGAAAAUUAUAUUGUUAAUACAGAUGUUUAUGGGAGUGAGAUAUUAUUUUUAGUUUCUAGUGUUCUUUUUAUUAUUUAAAUUCUUAUGUUUACACAUUUUCCAGCAAAAAUGGUUUCAAAUCGAGCUCAUCUUGAGUCGAGCUUGUACUCAACUUGAUAAGCUACGUUAAUGAGCAUUUAUUGAGUUUUACCGAGUCUUAUUUUUAUUCAAGCCGAGCUCGAAUUGGAUUAUCAAAAUUCGAGUUCGAGUCGGGCUCGAGCUGAAAAUUUUAUAAACAAGUCAUGUUCAAACUAAGCAAAAACUCAACUCAACUCAACUCGGCUCAUUUGCAGCCCUAUAGUAGCUAAGCUCAUGUGUAACUAUGAAGUGUAGUAGUUCGCUUGGGAAUUGUAAAUGAAAGAGACUCCAACUGGAAAUACAAUAAUUACAAUUUACAACUGUAAUUAUACCACUACGAUGCAUGGCUAGCAUGGUGCUAAGCCACCUUUAUAGUUAGGAAGCUAACUCAUCAUUUGUUUAAUCUUUUGUGAAAUUGUACUUUGCCAACCGUCUCGGACCAGAAAAACUUUCUAAUGAAACCUAAAUCGAUAGACGAGUAUUACUUGUAUUAAAUAGUUGAAUCAUGAUUAAAUCACAAUUUCUGUAAAAUAUAUAUAUAUAUAUAUAUGGUGGUUUCUAUGGUACCCCGGGUGAAAUCCGGGGUACCGCAUACCUCGAGUAUGGAAACUCUAUCUAGACCUAGAAUUACCAGGAUUUUUGUGUCUGAUAUUAUACCCUAACCCUUAAUGAGUGAACCCUAGGUCAUAAUUAUCUAAAUCAUAAUAUAUAAACCCUAAGAUGGUGCAUUCCUUUUUGUGCUUAUAUUUGGAUGAAUCAUAACCGUCGAUUAUUAUUUCUAAUUAAAUUGAUCUUGGAGU
This is a messenger RNA of Linum trigynum, 3256 nucleotides long. The record is from the annotation of a GenBank genome assembly. NCBI's taxonomy places the organism in Eukaryota, Viridiplantae, Streptophyta, Magnoliopsida, Malpighiales, Linaceae.